Molecule: messenger RNA, 3749 nt
Organism: Lutzomyia longipalpis
Lineage: Eukaryota; Metazoa; Arthropoda; Insecta; Diptera; Psychodidae
Gene: AdamTS-B
Product: A disintegrin and metalloproteinase with thrombospondin motifs 7
Exons: 12
Coding region: 596-3535 (979 amino acids)
Biological process (GO): proteolysis; extracellular matrix organization
Cellular component (GO): extracellular matrix
Molecular function (GO): metalloendopeptidase activity
Source: RefSeq, a predicted model, not a curated record
GACAGUUGGAGUUGGAUCGUCGGGUCGAUCGCAUCUUAAAGUUUUGUCUCUCUGAAAAAUUUAAAUCUCGAUUUAACUUUGCGAUAUUUUUAAUAGGUUUUCCAGUUCCAAUUAAAAACCUCAAAUUCAUUCACCGCCUGGAAGUGAACGAAUUCGCAACAGUUGGAAAUUAAUUUAUCAAAACUCAUUGUAGAAGUUUUGUGUGUGAUUUUUCCCGCUGAGAUUAGAUUAUUAUAAAUUUUGACUAAAAGUGGGUUUUUACGAGAUUUUUUUUUCUUAAAUAAAGAAUUUCUUUUAAAAUCCGUGCAUUGAAGAAAAAAUAAGAAGAAGUGAGAUUAUAGCAGAUAGACAAACAGAUUUCAAAUGAAAAUAUGCUGAAUGUGCUAAAAUGAAGAAAAUCAUUGAUAAUGGUUAGGUGCCGCCAAAAAUACAUAAAAAAGUGUUUAAUGGACAAUUAGUGCAAUAAAUUGAAACUGUAAUUCAAAUGAAAUUAAAAUCAGUGUUUUGUGUGAAUUAAAUUUGUGCGCGAAAGUCGCCAAUAUAGAGCCUGGGAAGGAAGUACAAGUAAUAAAACAUCUUGACAAAUAACUGUAAAAUGCCACAAUUUUGGAUUUGCGGAAUAAUUUUCUUAUUAACUGUGGGAACGACUUUUGAAUUGGAAUACGAACAUGAAGGCAUUUACUCAAAUGGAAUUGCCGAUGGAAAGUUAGUGAUUCCCAGAAAAGUUGAUCAACAUGGCAACCACCUUUCUCAUUUACUGGAUCACUACCACGAUCAUCAAGCGAAUGAAUCCACUUUGCAUUAUCACUUGGAGAUUGAUAAUGAAACGCUGCAUUUAGAAUUAGAACCAUCACAUGAAUCUUUCAUAGCACCACUUAUGGUUGUAGAACGUCACAAAAGGGAUACGAAGGUGCGAAAAAAAUAUAAGCACAGCAAUACAAGCUCUUGCUUCUAUCAAGGACAGAUACGGGGACACCAUCGAUCAAAAGUUGCCCUUUCGUCUUGCAAUGGAAUUACAGGUUUUGUGGCUACGAAAGACAAAGGUUUCUACUGGGUAGAGCCCUCAAAGAAACAUAAACCUCAUCAUCGUCUGGGUCACCCACACGUGGUGUUUAAAACACAGGAUGUUAAUCCGCACAGUGCGUCUGUUCCGCCCAAGAAAAGACGAAAACACAGGCGCCGGCGAACAAGCACAUGCGGCACCAAAGAGCCAAAACGGAAAGCUGAGACACGGAUUGAGUGGCAACCGCAGGGGAAGGUACUCGUGCAGGGUGGACGACGAUCACGGUAUCGCAAUCUCCGUCGUACAAAGCGAUCCGUGAGUACACCGCAUCACGUUGAAGCCCUAGUGGUGGCAGAUUCAACCAUGAUGACCUUCCAUGAGCACGGUGAUGUGCAAACUUAUCUCCUUACAAUCAUGAAUAUGGUGUCAUCGCUGUACAAAGAUCACACAAUUGGGAAUCUUGUGCACAUUGUUGUGGUGAAGAUUCUCCUUUUGGACGAGGAGGAAGCUGAAGAGGAGCUCAAUGUCUCACACGCAGCUGAGGCUACUUUGGCAAAUUUCUGUCGUUGGCAGAGGAAACUCAAUCCAAAAGACGAUGAUGAUCCACAUCAUCACGAUGUGGCUAUUUUGGUCACAAGAAAAGAUAUCUGCUCUCACAGUGGUUGCAUGACAUUGGGAGUCGCAAAUGUCGGCGGAAUGUGCAGAAUGGACAAAUCAUGUAGUGUCAAUGAAGACAAUGGAAUCACAUUAGCGCACACAAUCACCCAUGAAUUGGGUCACAAUUUUGGCAUGUACCAUGAUACCGAAAAGACUGGAUGUGGCCACCGCAUUGGCUCCAUUCUACAUGUUAUGACACCCAGUUUCGAAGCGGACACAACACACGUGUCAUGGUCAAAUUGUAGUCGUCGCGACAUUACACACUUUCUGGAUCAAGGACUUGGAAAGUGUUUGGAUGAUACACCAACAACGGAAGAAUUGGAGGAAAAGUACGAGUAUCCUGAUCUACCGCCAGGAGCUAUGUACAAUGCAGACUUGCAGUGUCGUCUGCAGUUCAAUACAACCGAUGAAACUGUCCGUGUUUGCUCUCAAAUGGAUGAGAUUUGCUCGCAGUUGUGGUGCCAAGUGGAUAAUUCCUGCAUCACACAACUCAGAGCAGCAGCACCAGGGACUACUUGUGGGAAGCACAAGUGGUGUCAAGAGCAAAAAUGCGUGUUGAUGGAAGAUCUACCGCGACCUGUGGAUGGGGGUUGGGGCAAUUGGAGUGAUUGGACGGAAUGUUCAACAACAUGUGGAGCAGGUGUGUCAAUUCAAAUGCGAGAAUGCAACAAUCCACAUCCCUCAAAUGGCGGAACAUUCUGCAUUGGCGAAAGGACGCGAUACAAGACUUGCAACCUGGAUCCUUGUCCCGACAAUGAACCCAGCUUUCGUGCUGUUCAAUGCUCAAAGUUUAACAAUGAAACAUUUCGUGGGAAAAACUACACUUGGCUUCCAUUCUUCGAUACACAGGAACCCUGUAAGCUCUACUGCACCGAUACUGAUGAUACUGUGAUAGUCCCCUGGGGUGCAUCAGCUGCAGAUGGAACCCCAUGCAAUUUGGGUACAAAUGAUAUGUGCAUAUCCGGUAUCUGUAGGAAAGUUGGUUGCGACUGGGUGGUUGAUUCGGAAACUGUGGAGGAUCAGUGUGGAGUGUGUGGUGGGAAUGGGGAGACCUGCACCGUGAUUAAGGGUGACUUCAACAAGAGACUCAACAUAUCGGAGGGAUACUACCAGAUAACGACAAUUCCCGCCUGGUCCAGGAAUAUUCAUGUUGAGGAAGUCGGGCCAUCUAAGAACUACUUAAGUAUCGGAAAAGCAGGAACUGAAGAAUUCUACCUCAAUGGAGAUAGGCUGAUUUACUUUUCAGGGGAAUACGACAUUGCUGGUGCGAAGGGAUUGUACGAUAGAAAUGUUGACAAGGAUAAGGAAGUCCUUACAAUUCCUGGUCCAAUUAAGGAAGACAUCAUACUUUAUGUUCUCAUGAAGGGAAAACAUAAAAAUGUUGGUCUCAAAUACGAAUACACCCUUCCGUCAAAUGCUACAGCUCCACCGAUUUUCCGGUGGAAAUUGGGUGAUUGGACUGCUUGUUCGGCAACAUGUGGAGGUGGGGUUCACUUCCGCUUCCCAAUUUGUUUUCAAGACAAUAAAGGAAUUGUGGAUGAGGAGCUUUGUUGGUCAAAUGCCGACGAUCCACGUCCGAAUCAAAUAAAGGAAGUUUGCAAUGAGGACAUGUGUCCAGCACAUUGGUGGGUGGGUCCUUGGCAACUCUGCCCUGUUACCUGUGUCAAGCGUGGGGAUCCCAAUCCUGUGAAACGACGAUCAAUAAUGUGUGUGAAUGAAUACGAAAUGGCUCUCCCGGAUUCCAGUUGCAAUGAAAGUGAACGACCCUCAGACACAAUGCCCUGUGGUCAGGUAAUUCCCACUUGUAGCGAAUCAAAUGAGGAGCUAGAAGGUGAGAAGGUACCCAAUGAGGAGACGAGCAACAAUGUAAUUUAAUCCAGACAAUCCUUUUCGCUCUCAAGAGAUUAUUUCUAUGUUAUAUUAACAUUUUUUCCCCGAGCGAUUCUACUUAAGAAUAAAAUGUCCUUUUUUGCUGCGAAUUUCACCUAUUUACCUGAAGAAAUCCUUUUCCUAGGCGUACAAAUAUUAUAGACUUAUACAUUCUGUAAGAGUGCCAGUGAAGAAAUAUAAGAAUUUUUUAAAACCUCAA